AUGAAACACAAUAACGUUUUGCCUAAUGUACACCUUCACAAAUGUUGGCAGAGAUAUGUCAAGACCAAAUUUGGCCAAGCUGGUGGUAAAUCAUCCCGUAGAAAAGCAAGACAAGAGAAGUUAGCUAGAAAUGGCCUUAGGCCCGUAGGUCUUCUCCGUCCGAUCGUUCGCCCUCCCACCCAACGCUACAACAUAAAGCUUAGAUACGGCCGUGGGUUUUCCUUACAAGAACUUAAAGCAGCUGGUAUUAGCCGUAAAGUGGCUCGCAGUAUCGGCAUAUCUGUUGACCAUAGACGGGUGAACCGUUCGCAGGAAAGCUUAAAUUUGAACGUUGACAGGUUGAAGACAUAUCUAUCCAAGUUAGUGAUGAUUCCCAGGAAGAAAUUCGCCAAGAAAGGUUUUGCUGGGAUUCCAAAUGACACCCCAAAAGAUGUGAUCAAAAACAUGACUAUUAAGAAGCAGAAUCUCAAGCGUAUAAUGCCAAUACCAAAGCAAUCAGCUAUAGAAGCUCCAAGGAAUAUUGAUCCCAAGGAGAAGGAAACUUUGGUUUAUUGUAAACUACGUAAUUUGAGACGAGCAGCUAAGAUAGUGGGGAAGAAGAGUGAAUGA
Babesia microti strain RI is the source of this 609-nucleotide messenger RNA. RefSeq names its product large subunit ribosomal protein L13e. The transcript has a single exon. Lineage: Eukaryota; Apicomplexa; Aconoidasida; Piroplasmida; Babesiidae. The record is from RefSeq and is a predicted model, not a curated record. Gene Ontology annotation, molecular function: structural constituent of ribosome; RNA binding. Gene Ontology annotation, biological process: translation. The coding region runs from base 1 to 609 and encodes 202 amino acids. Gene Ontology annotation, cellular component: ribosome; cytosolic large ribosomal subunit.